Messenger RNA from Phyllostomus hastatus (greater spear-nosed bat), 3712 nucleotides. It is a transcript of the gene SLC25A25, whose product is annotated as solute carrier family 25 member 25. Bases 418 to 1923 code for a protein of 501 amino acids. The transcript has 11 exons. The record is from RefSeq and is a predicted model, not a curated record. Gene Ontology annotation, molecular function: ATP transmembrane transporter activity; calcium ion binding. Lineage: Eukaryota; Metazoa; Chordata; Mammalia; Chiroptera; Phyllostomidae. Gene Ontology annotation, biological process: transmembrane transport. Gene Ontology annotation, cellular component: mitochondrial inner membrane.
UGAUCAUUAGUUCAGCGAGGACAGUUGAAUAAUCGGGAGCUCAAAGUUGCUUCUGCCUCCGGGAGAGGUCUGUUGGGCGACGGCUUUUUUUUCUUUUUUUGAAAAAGGCAAACAUUUGUUAACCAUCCACCUCCAGAAGUGAGUUUUUAUUGAAGAAGCUCCAGCUGCUCCGCACUCGCUGCCAGCAAGCCGGCGGGGCUCUGGGAGAGGGAGCUGUUUCUCAGGCCGGGCACGGCGGCGGUGCUGGCAGGUCUGAAAGAGCAGGAGACAGCCGCUGCAUGCCGAGCUCCCGGCCCUGCAGCUCCCCGGGCCGGCCCUCCCAGCGGCCGUGUAGCCAGCGACCCUUGGUAUUGUGGUGACAUUCCUCCUCCAAAGUGACCAGUCACCGUCAGCGACGUUGGGAGGAAGGAAGCCGCGAUGCUGCAGAUGCUGUGGCGUUUUCUGUGUAGCUUUCUCCCUAGGGCCGGGUGCCAAGGCUCCAGAGAGGGGGCCGAUAAGGAAGUCAGAGGCAGCCCGGCUCCUGCUCGGGGAGACCAGAUGUCGAGCUUUUUGGGGAAACAGGACGGCAGGGCUGAGACCGCAGAAAGGAGACCCACCAUUUUGCUGGUGGUCGGACCUGCAGAGCAGUUUCCUAAGAAAAUUGUACAAGCUGGCGAUAAAGACCUCGAUGGGCAGCUGGACUUUGAAGAGUUCGUCCAUUAUCUCCAAGAUCACGAGAAGAAACUGAGGCUGGUGUUCAAGAGUUUGGACAAAAAGAACGAUGGGCGCAUCGAUGCCCAGGAGAUCAUGCAGUCCCUGCGGGACCUGGGGGUCAAGAUAUCCGAACAGCAGGCAGAAAAAAUUCUCAAGAGAAUACGGACGGGCCACUUCUGGGGCCCUGUCACCUACAUGGACAAGAAUGGCACGAUGACCAUCGACUGGAACGAGUGGAGAGACUACCACCUUCUGCACCCCGUGGAGAACAUCCCUGAGAUCAUCCUGUACUGGAAGCAUUCCACGAUCUUUGAUGUGGGUGAGAAUCUGACCGUCCCCGACGAGUUCACGGUGGAGGAGAGACAGACGGGGAUGUGGUGGAGACACCUGGUGGCCGGAGGUGGGGCCGGGGCUGUGUCCAGAACCUGCACGGCACCCCUGGACCGACUCAAAGUGCUCAUGCAGGUCCAUGCCUCCCGCAGCAACAGCAUGUGCAUCGUGGGCGGGUUCACCCAGAUGAUCCGAGAGGGGGGGGCCAAGUCACUGUGGCGUGGCAACGGCAUCAAUGUCCUCAAAAUUGCCCCCGAGUCGGCCAUCAAAUUCAUGGCCUAUGAGCAGAUCAAGCGUCUUGUCGGGAGUGACCAGGAGACGCUGAGGAUUCACGAGAGGCUUGUGGCAGGGUCCUUGGCGGGGGCCAUCGCCCAGAGCAGCAUCUACCCAAUGGAGGUUCUGAAGACCCGGAUGGCCCUGCGCAAGACUGGCCAGUACUCAGGCAUGCUGGACUGUGCCAGGAAGAUCCUGGCCAGAGAAGGGAUGGCCGCCUUCUACAAAGGCUACGUCCCCAACAUGCUGGGGAUCAUCCCCUACGCGGGGAUCGACCUGGCCGUCUACGAGACACUCAAGAAUGCCUGGCUGCAGCGCUAUGCAGUGAACAGCGCGGACCCCGGAGUGUUCGUGCUCCUGGCCUGUGGCACCAUGUCCAGCACCUGUGGCCAGCUGGCCAGCUACCCACUGGCUCUCGUCAGGACCCGGAUGCAGGCCCAAGCCUCCAUCGAGGGCGCUCCGGAGGUGACCAUGAGCAGCCUCUUCAGGCAGAUCCUGCGGACGGAGGGAGCCUUCGGCCUGUACCGGGGGCUGGCGCCCAACUUCAUGAAGGUGAUCCCAGCCGUGAGCAUCAGCUACGUGGUGUACGAGAACCUGAAGAUCACGCUGGGCGUGCAGUCUCGGUGACGGGAGGGAGGCCGCCCCCGCCCGACGGACUCGCGAUCCUGGGCCGGCGGCCCAGGGUGUGGAGCCAUCUCAUUCUGUGAAUGCGCCGACACUAAGCUGACUUAAGCCAAGCUGUGAGAACCCUGGGACGCGCCUGCGAGGGGUGGGGGGGCUGGCAGGCCCCCUGGGUGUGUCCUGCUGGCCGUGGCCAACCCUCGAGUCUGUCCCAGGGGACACUCAAGGGUACUCCUCGGGCCCAGGGGUCAGCAGGACACAGGCUCAUGCGCAGUAGGGACAGGACAUUUCCUGCAGCGCCUGCCAGACAGCAGGGCUUGGAGGCCGGCUUAGUUCUCCCACCGUUUCUUCCCACCCAGACCCUCGCCGAGGGCUCUCGCCCACUCUGCUUCUUCCUCGCUGCUGUUUUCAGCCGGGAGAAGAAGGGCUGCUAGCCCACUCCCGCGACCCGCCUCACUCCUCUGCCCUCAGUCCAUGCAAGGGGACAGGUGCUUCCACCUGACGUCACCACCCUGACAGCAUCGCCUGUGGCUAGGUUGCGCAGGGAAGAGGGAGGAGCCUGGCUGUGCGCUCACCCUCACCUGGGCACCGAUACGUACGUGCGUGCGUGCGUGCAUGUAGGGGCAAGGCCCAGCCCCGCCGCUGGCUGCCUGGUGCCCGGGUGCAUGGCUUCCCGGGAGGCGUGUGCUGGUCCCGAAACCCGGAGGCUUCCUCCCGUGCUGCUUGGGUCCCCUGGUGCUCUGAGCUGGCCCGGACUCUCGCAGGACUGGCGCUGGCUCAGAGCCAGCUCUCCCCGUCCCUGUGGGGGCACGAAGGCGGCGGGGCAUGGCGGUGGGGCAGGAAGGCCAGUUUCUGCCCCGAGUCCGAGUGCCCCGGUGAGAGGAGGAAGGGGGCGGGUGGCCUUAGUUACGCGUGGCUGAGAGAGGUUCUGUUCAGAAAGACCCGCUGGACAGAUGCGCAAGCUCUGUGCUUGGCUGACUGCAUUAAAGUCUGAGUCUGACGCCCCGGGGAUCUGCGUCCGGUCCCAGAAGGGGCAAAGUGGGACCAGCCUCACAUUCCACUGAUGCACCUAUCACACUGCGUGGAGCCUAUUUAUUUCGUAUUUAUUUGAACAGAGUUAUGUCCUAACUAUUUUUAUAGAUUUGUUUAAUUAAUAGCCUGUCAUUUUCAAGUUCAUUUUUUACUCAUAUUUAUGUUCCUGGUUGAUUGUACCUUCCCAACCCCUGAGAGGUGGGGCGAAGAGAGAAAGGGAGGCCACGGGAGCGACCCUUAGCCCGCGGCCCCCGCCACGAGAGGGAAAGGCAGGCUGCGGCGGGUCGCACCCAGGAAGCCUUAGGGUCUGAGGGUCAGAUUGGGGGCGGGAGGCGUGGGCGGAGUCUCCGUUCCAUGGAAGAUGGAAGUCCAAGCCCUUUUCUGGACCAGAAGGAUUUCUGUGUGUCCCCGUUUCUGAAUGACAGGGCAGCGAGGUGCCUAUCACUGUGAGUUUGAGAUGGGGGUCAGAGGAGGGGGUGGCCAGCCGCCCCCCCCCCCACCCCAGAGGUGGGCUCCUCCCUCCCGGCUUCCCCCCCGCCCGCUGCCCUGCUCAGUAACGCGGCCCACCUGCGGCCGCGCCGCUGCACUUUCCACUCCUCCAGAGCGGCCGCUGCGGACAAUUCAGAUGGGAUGCAAAGAUCAAUGCAAAAUUCACUGUUCUAUAUAAAUAGACUUAUAACUGGAAUUGGUGAAAAAGCAAAUUAAGAAAGAAUUGGAAGUUGUCAUUAAAAACAGCCUUCUAAUAAAGUUGUUUCAAAGCUGA